UACGUUACGUUAUUCCACUUUCUGUUAAUUGUGAGAAGUACCUACAGUAUGUAUAAAUACAUUAUUUUCUUCUCAGUUUUAAUUCAAACUCUAUGCUUCAUUGUGUAGUUAUACUAUUCUUGAUAACCAGGAUCUUUGAUUGAUUUUGGUGGACUGGUAUUAUUUUCGUCUCGGUUUUUGUUAUAAUUAAGCCACAGAAUUUUUAAUAUGUAACCGCAGACUCCACCUGCCAAGCAUACAUAAUUAGUUUUGUUGAGCAAUUUGUUGAGGUGAAGAAUCACACUAUGAUGCCUCGGGCUUCGAUUAUUAAAAAUCCUGGUAAAAAUUAAACCGUUUAGCUAACAUAAUGUUACCUGUACGUUCAUCGCAUCAGUCAGUAUGUUCAAAAAUGAUCGAAAGGUAUUGUCAAAUUCACUAUGCGUGUUUUCCCCCGCGAUAACUUUAUCUAAACAUCCGCCAUAACAUUAUCACGAAUAAAGUUACCAGUAAUUAAUUUCGGCAAGAUCAAAAGGAUGUUUAUUUACUGGAGAUCCCCUUUAAUUCUUACAUUUAUAAACCUGCUCUGGGCUUACUUGAUGAUAAUCCAGUUUUUAUCUUUUAUUUUAUUUACCUUUUUUUUCAUUUUUAAGCGUUAAGAAAUGGUCCGCUUAAAGGUUUUCAUCAUCAUGAAAGUGGUUCUGCUCACUCAGAUGUCUUCUGAAGUAGCAACUAGCCAAUGUGAGAGCUUGUAUUCCAUCUAUGGUAUGAUGCUGAGGGGACAUGUCUUCAAGACGAUUAAGACUUCGAUGUCACUUGAGUGCCUAAAUGCCUGCAACGACGAUCCAAGAUGCCAAAGCUUCAAUUACGUAAUUAUGCAAGACAUUUGUGAGUUAAAUAACUUCACCAAGGAAGCUGGACUUCAGUAUUUCGUUAAGAGCUCGGACAGAUAUUACAUUACGGUAAAAGAUGUCGACGAGUGUAUCCUUGGAACACAUGACUGCCUCGCAAACACUGCUACCUGUACAAAUACAUUUGGGACUUACAGCUGUGCUUGUAACCCUGGAUACGUCGGAGAUGGAAAAACAAAAUGUGAAAUACUAGCGCCAGGUAGAUGCCACGGAUUGACAAAAUUAAAGAAGUAAAACAAUGC
This is a messenger RNA of Orbicella faveolata, 1129 nucleotides long. RefSeq names its product uromodulin-like. The record is from RefSeq and is a predicted model, not a curated record. Gene Ontology annotation, molecular function: calcium ion binding. NCBI's taxonomy places the organism in Eukaryota, Metazoa, Cnidaria, Anthozoa, Scleractinia, Merulinidae.